AUGUGGCAUCUUAUAAAUCUACUGUGCUUCCAUCUGUAUGCUUAUACUGUUCAUGGUCGUGUUAAUCAAACAGCUGUGAAUGCUUACGAACUACUCGAUGAUAUUUGCAACUAUCUUGAAGCUUUUCAGGAGAUACUUGAUGCUGUUAGUGAAGAUCAACAACCGAGUCUUCAUCGAGUAAUUCCACUUAGACAAUAUUUGAUGAAUAAAUGUGAAUAUCAUUUUCAACGAAGAACAAAUGAUUUUCGAUUUAUUGUUACAGAUUUACGUGAAUAUAAUUCAACAUUAAAAUUAGGUCGAAUAUCGAUUCGAAAUACAUUCUGCGCUAUUACUCCCUUCCUCGCCGGAAAUCGAAUGACAUACUGUACUCGAUGUUGGCGUUUAGGUCAUAUGAGAGAUAAAUGUGAUCUGGUACACCCUCGUUGUCGUAUCUGUCUUAAUAAUCUUAUGGAUGGUCAAACACAUGAUUGUUCGAAUGUGGUUCGUUGUGCUCAAUGUGAUGGUCACCAUCAUUCGUUAUCUAAUGAAUGUGAAAAAGUCGCAGAAUAUCGAUUCAAAUUAAAAGAACAAAUUAAUAACGCAAUAUCAACAGGCAAAUUACAUCGAUUAGUACCUCAAGAUCGUGCUCAGCCGAUGCAAUUUUAG
Molecule: messenger RNA, 645 nt
Organism: Rotaria sp. Silwood2
Lineage: Eukaryota; Metazoa; Rotifera; Eurotatoria; Philodinida; Philodinidae
Source: the annotation of a GenBank genome assembly